Messenger RNA from Cotesia congregata, 282 nucleotides. NCBI's taxonomy places the organism in Eukaryota, Metazoa, Arthropoda, Insecta, Hymenoptera, Braconidae. The record is from the annotation of a GenBank genome assembly.
AUGAAGAUGACCCGGAAAAGAGCGCGCGCGAGGCCUUACCAAUUGAAGACUUCUUCGAGACGGGGCCAGUGGGAGCUUGCAGACCCCAAGCAAGUUUUGUUUCCUCCCGGAGUCAACCAGCGAGCAGCGACGAUGACGUCUUCCUCAGGCCACCGCUCUGGGAAGACAUCACCUCGAGUAUCCAGAAGCUGGACCCGGAGAACGCGGACAUGCUCGGCUCCCAGUCGACGCUUUCCGCUGCUUCCUCGACCUCUCACGUCAAAAUGGAGACCGAGGACGUGA